Molecule: messenger RNA, 591 nt
Organism: Lecanosticta acicola
Lineage: Eukaryota; Fungi; Ascomycota; Dothideomycetes; Mycosphaerellales; Mycosphaerellaceae
Source: the annotation of a GenBank genome assembly
AUGUCGUUCGCGCCCAAUGUUCCCAUCGAUGUCUUGGUCUGCUAUGGAAAAGAACGAGGAACUCGGUACCCGCACUGGAUGUUGAUGCUCAUAUCUCAAGGCGCACAGCGAGGAACCUGGUACCAUGCUGUCGGCGGGCCUACCCAGCAUGCACCUUAUUCGCUUGCCGUACAGGCCGAUAAGCGACUCGAUAGUCACGGAAUUGAAACGACCGAGCUCAUCGGCAGCAUCAUGCCGAAGGACGUCAACAAAUUCAAAUCAGCAGCCCAGCGUGUCAAGCCCCAGCAAUGCCAGCGAUUUGUUGUUGCUGUCGUACACGAGUUGGAAAAGAAGGAGCUCAUAAAUAGGGGCGAAGCGGUCCGCCUCAACGGCAAAGUCCAAAUGUCCGAGCUUGCUCAAGCAUAUGCAGUUCAAAAUCCGGUUGAGCAUCCGUCUGGUGCGUAUGUGCCCGCUGCUCCUUCAAUCGCUGGACCUUCCACCAGUGGCCGCCGAACCAGUCCCCAGAGAACUCAGCAAAGCCAGCAAGGACCACCGGCGACGCAACAGGCGAAGAGGCCGAAACAGAGCAAAGGCUGUUGCAUUGUGAUGUGA